AUGGACCCGUCCAUCGAUGAUGUACUCGCUUCGAGUCCCUCGACAGCUGCCAUGCCCUCUACAAACGGGUCGCUCUCAUCGGACAAAACUUCAACAUUGUUAGACAGUACACAAUUAAGACCACAGAAUGAGCUCGAAGGAGCAAUCCCAAAUGCGUUCGACUCGCAGGAGCUCAUCGACCAGACCCUGGAUUUCUUAGCCUCAGCCAGCAAUGAGACCCUGGUCGGUGUCCUUGUUGCGCUGGUGUGCAUGAUCUACGCGGUAUUUGGCAGGCUGGGUCUCUUGCUCAUCGGAAUGGGAGCGGGGGUUCUCUUGCAUGCGUCGUGGGAAGGCUCAUUGUCAACGGGCGGCAGCAUUGGAGUCUCGACAGCGCGGAGAAAGAGACAGGAGUUGGCACUGGAGGUCUCUCAAAGAUUGCUGGAUUGGCCACGUCAAGCUUCUGCUGAGCAUUUGACGGCUACCGUUUCCAAGGAAAAUAAGCACGCGGGAGUCAUUGCGGCGCCAGAAGAUCUGACGGCUGCUGAUUUGAAGUAUGCGACUUUUCGGCCGGCGACGGCAGCUGCGCUGCGCUCAUUCACUGAUGCCGUGGUGACUGAUUACGUGAAAAACUGGUACGAGCCAAUUCUUCCGGCUGAGACCGUCUUCCCAGGCUCCUGCCGAAGGACCUUGACCCAUUUCGUGACAACAAUUUUGUCCCACGUGUCACGCAAGCGGACCGAAGAGACAUUCUUGCAAUUCCUGACGAACUCGUCCUCGAUCAUCAUUGUGUUUCUCAAUGAAUUGGCCGCUGCUUUCACAGCCGUUGAUUCACCGUCCGCGGAUGCGUCGGAAGUCGUGGAGCAGUAUCUCAAGAAGAGCCCCGAAAGCAGCUUGGCGAAUGUCCUCUCUGAAGAGCAGCAGAGGAAGAAGUUUAACAUGGUAGCAGACGAUGUUCUCUCCCACUUCCUUGAUGCCAAGGCAUAUAGCUGCUCGCCGGUGCGAGACUUUCUGCGUGAGAUCUUUGCGCGCCUCGUGCUGGAAUCUACAGUCAUCAGUCUGUCUCGCCCCGAGUUCAUCAAUGAAUGGAUCAUUUAUCUUCUGCAGGACGGUGAAUCAGAACUCAUGCAUGCCAUUGAUGCCGGCGUGGAAGGGGCCCGCAAGCAAAGUGUGGGAGGGAGCACCGUCCAAGCAGGAUCCGCAAUCUCCAAGGCGACUCUGCCCGAGACAAAUAAGACGGUUACGCCUCGGUCCACUGAGCUCCCUGCGACUCACGCAGAUCGGGCCGAGGAAGAGGCGAUGAAAGAGGCCAAGAGGCUGAGCGCACUGAUGGCUUCUCGGGAUGCUCAAACAUUCAAGGAGAACUCCAAGCCUGAAGCCAUCCCUCGGCAAGAGCCGCAGACCUACGAGGCUUACCAAACGGGGCCUACGAGUGAGAAUAGCUACAGCGUCUCUCUCAGGACUGCUUCUGUCUCAGAAACCUCCGAUUCCCAGCCUCUAUCCCCAACUACGCAAACAGCGACGUUGGCGUCUCCGACAGCUCGCCGUGACUCGGGAAAUCAAGCUGUCAUGCUUCAAGAUGCACGGGUCAUGAUAGACGAUGAUGGCGCAAGCAGUGAAGAAGGUAUCAUCAAGUCUCGACCCACGUGGGACUACCUGAUCCAAAUUGAGCCGGCGUCGCACCGUGCGACCGGCUGGAUGGUGUUCAGAAAAUAUGCAGAUUUCCAGUCUCUCCAUGAGAUGAUUUCUACGGUGUCUCGACUCAAUCACAUCCAGAGUUUCUCUGACCAGUUCCCAACUUUGCCCUUAUGGAAGGGCCAAACUCGGCAAAACCUGGCUCGAGACCUUGAGCGGUACCUGCAAGAAGCUCUGAAACAUGAAUCACUGGCCGAGACAGAACGUAUGCGACGAUUCAUGGAGAAACAAGCUGGACCGACGGAAACGAGUCCAUCGAAACCAGGGUUCUUGUUCCCUGGGCCGAAUACCUUUGAGAAUAUUGGUAAAGAUCUGUUGGGAGCUUUGAGCAACGCCCCCAAGGGUAUGGCUGGGGGUGGUCGUGCGGUUCUCGAUGGUGUCACUGGGGUCUUUGGCGGUGCCAACCACAAUCGGAAAGUGUCCAAUGCGCCAGAUGCAUUGCCAAUUAAUCGAAGGAGUUCCUCCAGAGCGAGUAUGGACCUUGCGAUCAAUCCCGGUCUGGCCAAUGCGCUGAAUCGAGUGGCCUCUCCGAGUAUCGGUUCUGCUUCGAUUGAUCCCUUGGCGUCCCCGCGAUUCAGUGGCGAACAGCCACUUUCUCCCAUAGUCUCUUCCUCUCCACCUACUUCCGCGCUUGGCCUCGGAUUGUCCAAAGACUUCGUGCAUAUCCCACCUCAUAAAGAUAUGAGCAAUGACACGACGCUCCCAUCCGGCCCGCUAGAUGCGUCAAACACAACAUCACAGCUGGAGUCUAAACUUGCUCUUUUGGUUGAUGAGAACCUUCGUGCCGAUCCGCUUGACACCGUCGAGACCCACAACAGCCCCAAGAAGAUAGCUUCUCUUGACUCCCAGAUUGAAAGCACAACGACUAGCGAGCCACACACAGCUUCACAGACCCUGCAACGACCACGCGCACCUAUCACAGCCGACGAGACACAAAUUGCCGUUGAGCUCAUAUUUGCCGUCAUAAAUGAGCUAUAUACCCUAUCAUCAGCAUGGAACAUCCGUCGAACCCUGCUUAACGCAGCAAAAACCUAUAUUCUACGCCCCGGGAGUCCCACACUGGAGACAAUUCGUGACCUGCUUCAGGAAUCCAUGAUCGACGCUAAUUCAUCAGAUGAAGCCCUUGCACAAUAUAUUGCCAAGAUCAGAGAGAAUGCUCUGCCAACAGAAGCCGAGCUGAAAGCCUGGCCUGCGCCGCCUAGUGAAGAGGAGAAGGCGCGAUUGAGGGAAACCGCCCGCCGAUUGUUUGUGCAGAGAGGGAUUCCUCAAGCUUUGACGAGUGUUAUGGGUGCUGCGGCUAGUCGAGAGGCGUUGGAGAAAAUUUUCGAUAGUCUGCAGGUGGAGAGUGUGGCGCGAGGGUUUGUUUUCUCGUUGAUGCUGCAGGCCUUGCGGGUGUUGACUUUGUAG
Penicillium diatomitis is the source of this 3078-nucleotide messenger RNA. RefSeq lists its product as uncharacterized. The transcript has 2 exons. Bases 1 to 3078 code for a protein of 1025 amino acids. Gene Ontology annotation, cellular component: intracellular membrane-bounded organelle. NCBI's taxonomy places the organism in Eukaryota, Fungi, Ascomycota, Eurotiomycetes, Eurotiales, Aspergillaceae. The record is from RefSeq and is a predicted model, not a curated record. Gene Ontology annotation, molecular function: phosphatidylinositol binding.